UUUGUUUUGUUUUCUUCUCUCAGUUCGCCAGAAGAAAAAUCGCAAAAACGUUUGAAGUUUUUAGAAAUUUGGAUCAAUUAUUUUCGUAUUUUUGUGUGUUGUGCGCUAAAAUGGCAGACUACUGGAAAUCCAAUGAUCGGAAGUAUUGCGAUUUUUGCCAAUGUUGGAUUGCGGACAACAAACCGAGCAUCCAAUUCCACGAGAGCGGUCGCCGUCACAAACAAAAUGUCCAGAAGCGCAUCACGGAUAUCAGCCGGAACAGUUACAAGGCGCAGAAGGAGCAAAGCAAGGUGGAUGCCGAAAUGCGGAAGAUGAAUGAUGCUGCCAUGAAGGCGUACAUGCAGGACAUAAGCGCAGGAGCGGAUAUCAGUUCCCGGGCUCUGGCCGAGCAACAGAAAGCGGAAGCUGCGGCAGCGGCUGCUGCCGUGGCGGAAGCCGAACCAGCGGCUGGACCCAGUGUUGGUCCGCGGGUACCAAAAAAGAAAAUCGGGCGUGAAGCAGAUCCUUUCUACAUUCCGGGCGACUUCAGUGACGAAGAGGGACCGCCACCAAGCAAAGCGACCGCAGCUGCCAUUGCGGAAGCAGCCAAAAAGAAGCGCCUGGAAGAGAUCAGUCAAAUGGGUCACGGAUCGCUUUGGGUUGAGGCGGUGACCGACGAGGGCUACACCUACUAUUGGCAUGUGAAGACCAACGAAUCCGUUUGGGAACCACCGAAGGAAGGCUUUAUGAAGAAGGAAGAAUAUGAGAAAAUUUCCAUGGUGGUCCUCAGGAAGCAAGAGGAUGCUUUGAAGCAGGAGGUUAAAUACGAGGUGGACAACGCCCAGGAGAUUGCGGCCCGGUUGAAGCGAGAGCAGAUGGCAAAAAUGUACGAACACAAUCGGCGGGUGAAGGAAGAAAUCGAAACGAUAACGGAUACGAAACGGCAGAAGCAAGAGGAGGAGGCAGCGCUCGAGGCGGCCGCCGGGCCCUAUGGAAGAUGGCAAACGGUGGAGCACAGGGAGGAACAACCGGUUGACUUGGAGCUGCCGGCGGUUCCGGAGCCACUGUAUGUUCCGAGUGCGGCACCGGAAGUGCCGGAGAAAAAGUUUAAGGAGAAAACCAUUAGCCAUAUUCCGGCGGAUGAGAAGAGUGCUCUCAACGACACAUUUUUCAAAAAGCGGAAAGUGAAUCGAAACGCCCGGCAACGACUGGAUGUGGAUUGAUGAGAGACGAAUAAACUGACGACGAUGGUACAUGUAA
Aedes albopictus (Asian tiger mosquito) is the source of this 1239-nucleotide messenger RNA. RefSeq names its product WW domain-binding protein 4. The record is from RefSeq and is a predicted model, not a curated record. NCBI's taxonomy places the organism in Eukaryota, Metazoa, Arthropoda, Insecta, Diptera, Culicidae. The transcript is spliced from 5 exons. Bases 111 to 1202 code for a protein of 363 amino acids. Gene Ontology annotation, biological process: mRNA splicing, via spliceosome. Gene Ontology annotation, cellular component: precatalytic spliceosome; nucleus. Gene Ontology annotation, molecular function: protein binding; zinc ion binding; RNA binding.